Molecule: messenger RNA, 597 nt
Organism: Lichtheimia ornata
Lineage: Eukaryota; Fungi; Mucoromycota; Mucoromycetes; Mucorales; Lichtheimiaceae
Exons: 2
Molecular function (GO): zinc ion binding
Source: RefSeq, a predicted model, not a curated record
GCUCGCAGCCUGGAGCGUAAGGCCAAGGCAUUCCUAGAGAAGGGUGUUGUCCAGAACCCAGUUGAAAAGCUCAGCGAUGACACUUUCCUUGUACGGUCUUUUGUGCAAAAUAGCAGUGAGAAGUAUACUGUCAAAGCAGAAGGCCUACGUAUAGAACAAUGUAACUGCUCUGGUUAUUACAAGAGUGACAACCAUGGUUGCAAGCAUAUGUUUCUCGUUCCUCUCAUUCACACACAAUAUUCCGCCCGUACACCUAUCACCACCUAUGAGAAUACCAUUUCCAUCCCAUCUAUCCGUGGUGGCUCACCAUCCCCUUCUGCAUCCUCUUCAUCUCCAUCAUCUCGUCCGUCUAAUACAUCUUCCACGCCAUCCACGCCAUCCACGCCAUCUACCCCAAUAGAUCGUGUUACUGAAAGAAAAGAAAAGCUUGCCAGAGAUUUGCUGGCCUUGAGCCGUCAAGUUAAGACAGCUUCCUUUUCAUCCACCAGGAAUACGAUCGACCGUUUUGAUGAUUGGUUAAACCAAGUUGAAGAACUCAAACAAUCCAUCAUCACCCAAUCCUUUCCUUCCUCCAAUGCUCGCUUCCGUAAACAGUAG